Molecule: messenger RNA, 1131 nt
Organism: Choloepus didactylus (southern two-toed sloth)
Lineage: Eukaryota; Metazoa; Chordata; Mammalia; Pilosa; Megalonychidae
Product: histo-blood group ABO system transferase 1-like
Exons: 1
Coding region: 1-1131 (376 amino acids)
Biological process (GO): carbohydrate metabolic process
Cellular component (GO): vesicle; membrane; Golgi apparatus
Molecular function (GO): glycoprotein-fucosylgalactoside alpha-N-acetylgalactosaminyltransferase activity
Source: RefSeq, a predicted model, not a curated record
AUGGCUGAGCCAAUGUGGACACUGACCAAGAAACUAAAAUGCUAUUUGCUUCUUCAUGUGUCCUUUCUUCUCCUAGUAACUCUGGCCUUGGCCUUCUUUGGCUAUCAUUUCCUGAAUCUGAAAAGCCAGAAGCUAGAAACCGUGCUAUUUGAGCCAAGCAUGGUUGUUAGAGAACUGGACAACCAGCAAGUUGUAAAUUUAUCAAGGGGAAAACUGGACAACCAGCAAGUUGUAAAAUUAUCAAGGUUGCUGAAUUUCCAGCCAAACCUGCUAUUACCUUGUAGGCACGAUGUCCUUGUUCUCACCCCUUGGCUGGCUCCCAUAAUUUGGGAAGGGACCUUUGACAUUGACAUCCUGAAUGAACAGUUCCUGCUCCAGAAUACCACCAUUGGAUUAACUGUGUUUGCCAUUAAAAAAUACAUCAUUUUCCUAAGACUGUUCCUGGAGUCUGCAGAGAAGAACUUCAUGGUGGGACACAGGGUGAACUACUACAUCUUCACUGACCAGCCAGACUUGGUUCCACGCCUCACCCUCCAAAAACACAGGCAGAUGGUGGUCCUCCAGGUCCGGAAUUACUCCCGCUGGCAGGAUGUUUCCAUGCACCGCAUGGAGAUGAUCAGCAAUUUCUCCACACAGCGCUUCCUUCAUGAGGUGGAUUACCUGGUGUGUGUCGAUGUAGACAUGAAGUUUAAUGACCAUGUGGGUGUGGAGAUCCUCUCCUCCUUGUUUGGCACCCUCCAUCCUGGCUUCUUCGGGUUCAGUCGGAAUUCCUUCUCCUAUGAACACAGGCCGCAUUCACAAGCCUAUAUUCCCAAAAAUAGGGGGGACUUUUAUUAUACAGGGGCCUUUUUUGGCGGGUCAGUACGGGAGGUUUACAGGCUCACCAAGGCCUGUCACCAGGCAAUGACGGUUGACGAAGCCAAUGGCAUUGAGGCUGUGUGGCAUGACGAGAGCCACUUGAACAAGUACCUGCUUUACCACAAACCCACCAAGGUCCUCUCCCCAGAGUACUACUGGAGUUUUCAUAUGCUGCCUUAUAUGUCUGAAGAGCAGCUGUUCAUCUGGCGUACCAUCCUGAAGAAAACAAGAUUUAUUACAAUCCUGAAGAAUCACCAGAAACUCAGGAACUGA